Molecule: messenger RNA, 723 nt
Organism: Orussus abietinus
Lineage: Eukaryota; Metazoa; Arthropoda; Insecta; Hymenoptera; Orussidae
Exons: 3
Coding region: 1-723 (240 amino acids)
Source: RefSeq, a predicted model, not a curated record
AUGCCUUCUUUUCCUGCAUUUCUUGGGUUAUGUCCAGGGCUGGAUGAAUACUUGAACCGGUACAUGGCUAACCAUAAUUGGCAGACGAGGAAUGUCGUGCAGCCGUCAAAAAAUGCAGUAAAAAGGGGAAAACUCUCGAAACUAAAAGUGUCCGUAAAUGACGCACCCGUAGAUCAGGAAGGUAAGAGGAGGAAAGAGAAGAAGGGUAAGAAGAAAAAAAAGGGGAAAUCUAAACAUGAUAAUCAUCAUCAAACGGAACAGAGUGGUUUGCCAAUUUCUAAACUCGAGGGCUCGAUGGCACCGCACCUGGCUGCCUAUCAUGCAAAAAGUUGUUGUUAUUUGUGUGUCCAAAACUCGGUCGCAAUUUCCGGAGCGAUGUCCAAAAAUGUUCAGCCAUGCACCAGAAGUGUACAAACCGUCACCGAAGUUUCCAACAAAAUUGUCUCGUCAGCUGACAAAAGUUGUAAUCCCGUGCCCCGUGUCCGGACUAUACAAUCUUCCGUAAAAGUAAAUACUCACGACGUCGGUAUUACGUGUUCCACGGUACAACUCGAACAUGCGAGAAAAAUGGGAUCUAAAUCAACGAGUAAACGGCGAGGCAUUCUAUCAAGGUUGGAACACAUAAGAUGUCCAGCAGACCGGACGGUAAUGUGCCAGACCGAAAGAAACGCGGUUCAACUGACCAAUGUUAAAUGUGGAACGAGGAAAGGUCGUUGGGUAUAA